Molecule: messenger RNA, 1704 nt
Organism: Saccoglossus kowalevskii
Lineage: Eukaryota; Metazoa; Hemichordata; Enteropneusta; Harrimaniidae
Source: RefSeq, a predicted model, not a curated record
GGCUUGUCAUCAUUCCCUCUUCGUACUGUACAUUCAUUGAGAACCGAGACAGUUUUGGAACGGUUUGGCAAGAAAUCAUUAAGUUAUAUCAGCACAAGAAUUCUUGACAAGUAUGCGUAGAUGAUUUAAUUCAUCGCCAAAGUUCACAUGUGUUGUAAAGUUUAAGCGACUACUUGACAAGUUUGUGAAGAUUUUUUGAUCACUUCCCAAGAUGGCGGACUCCGUUGGCGAAGCCGGUGAAUCGAGAGUGGCACGAAGACGGAGGGAAAGGGAAGCAGCCAAAAAAAACGGUGAAGACGGUGAAGGGGCGACAGGUGGGGCAGCCAAGAAAACAGGGGGUAGAUUUAAAGACAGGAAAGGAAAGGUCCGGGAGAAGAGGCGACCGACAGGCGUAAUCACUCUAGUUGGGCAAGAAGUUGUGCAAGAAGCUGGUAUGGAUGAUGAAGUCAGAGCAAACACAGAAAUUAAUGAAACUAUUGCUACAGAUAAAGAGGGUAGUAUAUCAUCGCACAAAUCUAGUUGUCGUUCGCAUGAUGUUCCCACUACUAACUUAGAUGUUCCCAUAAUAACAUCACCUGACAUUUCCAUGGUAACAUCAUCUGAUGUUUCUAUGGGAACAUCAGAUGUGUCCAUAGUAAUAUCACCAGAUGUUUCCAUAGUAACAACAACACAGGAGACAGAUAAACUUGAAAAAGAUUCUGACAAGCCUCUCGGAAAACGUGAAAAUGAUUCUGACAAGCAAUUGGAACAUCUUGCAAAAGAGGAUGACAGUCCAGUUGAACAUCUUGAAAAAGAGGAUGACAGUCCAGUUAAACAUCUUGAAAAAGAAUCUGACAAGUCUCUUGGGUUUGAACAGUCACUGGAGGACAAUAAUAACGAACAAACAAACAUGGUAGAUAGUAAAGAAAAGUUAAAUGCAAUUCAGAUGGAGAAAGAUAAAGAGGAAACAAUUGAAACCGAAGAAACUUCUAAUAUCACGGAGGCUGGAGAUAUAUCAGCUGGGCCAGAAGCAAAGAAUAGCCUGACUGCUUUAACUUUAGCUGAUGUACCACAGUCAUUAAGUCGAACACAUGAUGCCCAAACUGAUGUUCAAUCACCUCGGACACGAAGGGCAUGGAGAACAAGACAGUGUCAAUCGCUGAUAUCAACGGAUCCAAACGAUUUACAUACAAUGUAUCUGCCGCCAGAUAGUCCCACAGAAAACUACAAAAAGCUGUAUGACAGAGAACGUCGAGAAACACGACGACUAACGAGACGCCUAGCAGAAUCUGAACAGGCCGUCAACAGAAUGCAUGAAGAAAUGGAACGACUAAAAAAAUACUUAGUGGAUGCAGAAAAUGAAAUAGAUAGAUUACAGGAAGAGAAUGAUGCCCUCGUGAGUGCUGUUACUAAGUUAUCACUCAGUUGAACCAUGGAUUCUGUUACCUAGCAACCCGUCACCAUGCAAUAUCCUUCUGAGUAUUGUGGUUUAAAUAAAUGAAGAGUUCUGACUGGUGAAAACUGUUAAUAAUGGUCACAAAAACAUACAGUUAUGAAGUAUUCUGAAUGUUGCAAAGAAUUUCAAGUGAGACUCACCUGGACAUUUCACUCGACAUGCAAGAAUGGGUUUUAUAUGGUGCAUGAUUAUAUUUGAAGUAGAAUAUACAAAACCAUUAGUUUAACUUUAGAUAAAAUGACAAUUUCCUUUUACACAACCACCUUCAA